AUGAAGGCUCCUACAUCCACAAUACGGGCGGCCGUAUCUUCUGCUGCUCCUGCCUCAAACAACAAGGAGAAGACAAUAACCGUCAUCACUCGCGACAAUAUUCGAACCCUAAAGCCACAUGUGAAGGGCAGCAAACCAACCUCCAGUGCUGGUAAGCACAUCGCUGGGUUUGUCGUCAAAUCCUCUGAAUUGACCCAAGUCAGGUCUGAUGCCAUUCUACGCACUGAAGCCGAAAUCAGACGUCGCAACGCUGAAGAGUCAUUGGAACGCGACGAAAAGGCUGCUGCUGCAAAGAUGCGCAGGGAACGUAUGGAACAGCACGACCGUGAACGAGCACAAAACGCUGCCUUGUCUGAGCUAGAACAAGAAGCUCGUGAACGUUCUCAACACUUGUUGGCCAAGGCUCAAGCCCAAAUAGAUGAACAAGAAGAUGACAUCAAGAGAUUGAAUGAGUUGAUUCUGUAUGCCAAGUGUGUGGCUAUUCGUGAUGCUCAGAUCGAAGAAAAGAAAAUGAUUGACGCAGAAAAGAAGCUCGAACAAUCUCGAUUGGAUGUCAUGAUGGAAACAGAUCGUAUUAAUGAGCUCAAGAAGCUCGAAGAACGUGAAAAGUUGCGUGUAGAGGAACAACGAAAAGGAGCAGCCAUAAUCCGCAAACAAAUCGAAGAACGCCAAGAACAACUAGUACUCGAAGAAGAGCGCAAAGACCAAGAAACUCAAGCAAUGCUAAAAGCACUUCGUGAUCGCGCUGAAGCCGAACAACGUGAAAAAGAGGCCAAAGUUAAAGCUCAACGACUCCUGAUGCAGCAAGUCGUUAAGGCCAACACUGAAUCGCUUGAACACAAGAGACAGCAACGAUUGGCGGAAGAGGAUGAAGAUAGGAAGGUUAUGGUGUAUCUUUUGGACAAGGAUCGACGACAGGAGGAGGCUGAGAAGGAGAAACAGCUCAAGAAGAUUGAGCGUGAGAAGGAUGUUGCGCGUUUACGUGCUAUGCAAGAGAAGUUUGCAGACAAACAAGCCCAACAGGACGCCCUCCGCGCCCAGCGUGCCCACGAAGCCUACGAACGUGAAUGGAGACGCCAAAAGAAGGAAGCCGCUGAAAAAGCUUCGUCUCAAGAACGUGAACUCCGUGAAGAACGUGCUCGUCAAUCCCUCGCUCGUGAAUCUGCUAUUGCCGCUGAAGCUCAAGCCAUGCGUCAAGAAUUCUACCGAUCGUUGCAACGACAAAAGGAAGAAGAGCAACGAUUACAAGCUGAGACUAUUAUCAAACAUGAAAAGAAUCGUGCUUAUUCGCUUGAAGUUCAGGCACAAAUCAAGCAGAAGGAAAUUCUUCGUGGUAAAGACCGUCAGGAGUUCUUCAAGGAGGGUGAAAAGCUUGCUGCGUUACGUGAAGAGAAGAAGAAGAAGGUUGAUCGUGUCAAGGAACGAAAGAUUGAGUCUCUUCGUCAAAUCGGUGUACCUGAAAAGUACUGUAAAGAAAUCGAACGUCAAUCAUUCCGAUGA
Molecule: messenger RNA, 1500 nt
Organism: Synchytrium microbalum
Lineage: Eukaryota; Fungi; Chytridiomycota; Chytridiomycetes; Synchytriales; Synchytriaceae
Exons: 9
Coding region: 1-1500 (499 amino acids)
Source: RefSeq, a predicted model, not a curated record